Messenger RNA from Rotaria sp. Silwood1, 1032 nucleotides. Lineage: Eukaryota; Metazoa; Rotifera; Eurotatoria; Philodinida; Philodinidae. The record is from the annotation of a GenBank genome assembly.
AUGGAAACUGAAUGUAUAACUGUAACUAGUUUUGUACUUGAAGAAAAAAAGAAAUAUCCUGGUGCAACAGGUGAAUUAACUAUUUUACUUAAUGCAUUAUUAACAGCUAUUAAAGCAUGUGCCGCAGCUGUAGGAAAAGCAGGCAUUGCUAAAUUAUAUGGUUUAGCUGGUUCAUCAAAUACAACAGGUGAUGAUCAAAAAAAAUUAGAUGUUCUUGCUAAUGAAUUAUUUAUUAAUAUGCUUAAAUCAUCUUAUACAGUUUAUGUUAUGGCAUCAGAAGAGAAUGAAAAUAUGAUUGAAGUUGAAACAAAAAAACAGGGUAAAUAUGUUAUAUGUUUUGAUCCAUUGGAUGGUUCAUCGAAUAUUGAUUGUCUUGUAACUAUUGGUUCAAUAUUUGGUAUAUGGAAAAAACCAGACAAUGUUCAAAAUCCAAUGGAUUGUAUAUUACAAAGUGGUGAACAUUUACGUUGUGCUGGUUAUGCUGUUUAUGGUUCCGCUUGUAUGCUUGUUUUGGCCACAAGAGAAGGUGUUAAUGGAUUUACUCUUGAUCCUUCAAUUGGUGAAUUUAUUUUAACUGCACCAAAUAUGCAAAUGCCUAACUAUGGUGAAAAAGGUUCACAAAAAAUUUACAGUAUUAAUGAAGGUUAUGCAAAAUAUUGGGAUAAAGCAACAACUGAAUUUGUUCAUUCGAAAAAGUUUCCAGAGGGUAAAGAAAAACCUUUUGCUAAUCGUUAUGUUGGUUCAAUGGUUGCUGAUGUUCAUCGAACAAUUCUUUAUGGUGGUAUAUUUUUGUAUCCAGAAACUAAAGAUGCUAAAGAUGGCAAAAUUCGUUUAAUAUAUGAAAGUAUUCCUAUGGCAUAUAUUGUUGAAAAAGCAGGUGGUGCAUCGUCCAAUGGUGAACAUUCCAUUCUUAAAAUUCAACCAAAAACAAUUCAUCAACGUUCGCCAGUUUUUCUUGGUCAAAAAGAAGAAAUUGAACAAAUUGAAAAACUUUAUCAAAUAUAUCCUCGUGGUACAUGGGCUCAUAAAUAA